Colletotrichum phormii is the source of this 852-nucleotide messenger RNA. RefSeq names its product class II aldolase/adducin N-terminal. The record is from RefSeq and is a predicted model, not a curated record. Gene Ontology annotation, cellular component: cytoskeleton. The transcript is spliced from 3 exons. Bases 1 to 852 code for a protein of 283 amino acids. Gene Ontology annotation, molecular function: actin filament binding. Lineage: Eukaryota; Fungi; Ascomycota; Sordariomycetes; Glomerellales; Glomerellaceae.
AUGGCGUGCCAGCUCGACAAGAUGUGUAUUGGCCCAAACCCAUUAACUGGUAUUCCCGAGUUUACCUCAUUUCACGAAGAAAGGAAGCAUAUCCUCUUGCAUAUGGCCGCAGUCUUUAGAAACUGGGCUCGCAUCGGCUUUACCGAAGGUAUCUCAGGCCACAUCAGCGUCCGCGACCCUGAGCAUGAGAACUGCAUCUGGAUGAACCCUAUCGGUAAACACUUUGGCCUCAUGAACGCAAGUGAUAUGGUCUGCUUGGAGAUUACUACCGGCCGUGUUGUUGGGGGGAACCGCAACCGUCCCGUCAACGCCCCCGGGUUCCUCAUCCACUCGGAGAUACACAAGGCCCGGCAUGAUGUGCAUUCAAUCUGCCAUGCGCACACCAUGGCAGGUCGCGCGUGGACAGUAUUUGGAAAACCACUGGAGAUGAUCACACAGGAUGUGUGCGACCUUUACGGGGUCAUUGCUACCAUGAAUGAGUACAGUGGCAUCGUCACUGCGGAGGAGGAGGGACAGGAGAUUGCGCGCUGGCUUGGGCCAAGGGGCAAGGCCGCUCUGCUCCUCAACCACGGGCUACUCACGGUUGGUUCCACAGUGGACGAGGCGUCAUUCUUGUUCGGACUGCUCGAUCGCAGCUGCGACAUCCAACUGCGGGUGGAGGCAGCCAGGUGUGGUAAUCCAACGUUGCAGAAAAACAUCAUUCCCGACGAGCUUGCUCGCCUCAACUUCUCAAUGGCAGGCGAGAAGAAUUGGUUGUAUAUAGAGGCCCAGCCGGACAUUGAGUAUGAGAUUGAGAUGGCAGGAGACGCCAUUGGGCAGGGCAUCGAUGAUAUGAAUGUAGAUUUCCUGUAG